CUUUCCACGUCCCCGGGCCUGGCAACCAUCGCGCGGUCCCUUCCCGCCUGAGACGGUCCUUCCGCUCCGGAACAGCCUCUUCCCCGCUGCUAGCCGGUCCUUCCUGCCCCAACCCAGGCUGCAGGGCACAGCGGGGCGGACGGUUGUUCCCAAGCUACUUCCAAAGUGUUGAACCAGCUGCAUUCUCUCCAGCAAAGGAAACCACUAGAGCCAUGGCGACUCCCUCUGCUGCCUUCGAGGCCCUUAUGAAUGGAGUGAUAAGCUGGGAUCUCCCUGAUGAACCCACGCCAAGUGAACUGCUUCUUAUUGGAGAGGCCUCAUUUCCUGUGAUGGUGAAUGACAUGGGUCAGGUCCUCAUUGCUGCCUCCUCCUACGGCAGAGGCCGCCUGGUUGUCUUAUCCCAUGAAGACUACAUGGUGGAAGCCCAUCUCAGUACCUUUCUCCUCAAUGCCAUGGGGUGGCUAAAUUCUUCCCCCGGGGCUCCCAUUGGUGUGCACCCUUCUGUGGCACCUUUGGUCAAAAUCCUCGAAGGCUCUGGAGUGGAGGCAAAGAUUGAGCCAGAAGUGAAAGACUCCCUGGGGGUUUACUGCAUUGAUGCCUACAAUGAAACCAUGAUUGAGAAAUUGGUCCAAUUUAUGAAACGCGGAGGGGGCUUGCUCAUAGGAGGCCAAGCCUGGGAUUGGGCCAACCAGGGCGAAGACGAGAGGGUUCUGUUCACGUUUCCUGGCAACCUUGUGACCAGUGUGGCAGGCGUGUACUUCACUGACAACAAAGGGGACACAAGUUUCUUUAAAGUCUCUAAGAAGAUGCCCAAGAUCCCAGUCUUAGUUUCCUGUGAAGAUGACCUCUCCGAGGACAGAGAGGAGCUCCUGCACGGGAUUUCGGAGCUGGACAUCAGCAACUCGGAUUGUUUCCCAUCCCAGCUGCUAGUGCAUGGGGCUUUAGCCUUUCCUCUGGGGUUAGAUUCCUACCAUGGCUGUGUUAUAGCGGCUGCCCGCUAUGGCCGGGGCCGGGUGGUGGUGACUGGCCAUAAGGUAUUAUUCACUGUUGGUAAACUGGGCCCCUUUCUGCUCAACGCCGUCCGGUGGCUGGAUGGGGGCCGCAGAGGCAAGAUUGUGGUGCAGACAGAGCUGAGAACACUGAGUGGCUUGCUCGCAGUGGGCGGCAUAGACACCAGCAUUGAGCCCCAUCUGACCAGUGAUGCCAGUGUCUAUUGCUUUGAACCCACGAGUGAAGUGGGGGUCAAAGAGCUGCAGGAGUUUGUAGCAGAGGGUGGCGGGCUGUUCGUCGGAGCGCAAGCCUGGUGGUGGGCCUUCAAGAACCCGGGAGUGUCCCCUCUGGCUCGGUUCCCAGGAAACCUCCUCCUCAACCCCUUUGGCAUCAGCAUCACAAGCCAAAGCCUCAAUCCAGGGCCCUUCCGUACUCCUAAAGCUGGCAUCAGGACCUACCAUUUCCGCUCCACUCUGGCUGAGUUCCAGGUUAUCAUGGGCAGGAAGCGAGGGAAUGUGGAAAAGGGUUGGCUGGCAAAGCUGGGACCAGACGGUGCAGCUUUCCUCCAGAUUCCCGCAGAAGAGACCCCUGCAUAUAUGUCUGUGCACCGACUCCUGAGGAAACUGCUAAGUCGCUAUCGGCUCCCUGUGGCGACCCGAGAGAACCCCGUUAUCAAUGACUGCUGCAGGGGUGCGAUGCUUUCCCUGGCCACGGGUCUGGCCCACUCUGGAAGUGACCUCUCUCUGUUAGUCCCGGAAAUUGAAGAUAUGUACAGCAGCCCCUAUCUGCGCCCUUCAGAAUCUCCUAUCACCGUUGAGGUCAACUGCACCAACCCAGGAACCAGAUAUUGCUGGAUGAGUACUGGGCUGUACAUACCCGCAAGGCAAAUCAUAGAAGUCUCACUACCUGAAGCUGCUGCCUCUGCUGACCUGAAGAUACAGAUCGGCUGUCACACAGAUGACCUCACAAGGGCCAGCAAGCUGUUCCGAGGCCCACUUGUGAUUAACCGGUGCUGCUUGGACAAACCCACGAAAUCGAUCACCUGCCUUUGGGGUGGCCUCCUCUAUAUCAUCGUGCCUCAGAGCAGCAAACUGGGUUCUGUGCCCAUCACCGUUAAGGGGGCUGUGCAUGCUCCAUACUACAAGCUGGGGGAGACAUCCCAGGAGGAGUGGAAGAGGCGUAUCCAGGAGAACCCAGGUCCCUGGGGAGAGCUGGCCACAGACAAUAUCAUCCUGACAGUGCCAACUGCAAAUCUUCGCACUCUGGAGAACCCUGAGCCACUGCUCCGCCUCUGGGACGAGGUGAUGCAGGCUGUGGCACGACUGGGAGCUGAGCCCUUCCCUCUGCGUCUGCCUCAGAGGAUUGUAGCUGAUGUGCAGAUAUCUGUCGGCUGGAUGCAUGCAGGAUACCCCAUCAUGUGCCAUCUGGAGUCUGUGCAGGAGCUCAUCAAUGAGAAGCUCAUCAGAACCAAGGGGCUGUGGGGCCCUGUCCAUGAGCUAGGCCGCAACCAGCAGCGACAGGAAUGGGAAUUCCCACCACACACCACCGAAGCCACCUGCAACCUGUGGUGUGUUUACGUGCAUGAAACAGUCUUGGGCAUUCCUCGAGGCCGUGCCAACAUUGCCCUGUGGCCCCCAGUUCGGGAAAAGAGGGUCCGAAUCUACCUGAGCAAGGGGCCUAAUGUGAAAAACUGGAAUGCAUGGACUGCCCUGGAAACAUAUCUGCAGCUACAGGAAGCCUUUGGCUGGGAGCCGUUCAUCCGUCUUUUCACUGAGUAUAGGAACCAGACCAACUUGCCCACAGACAAUGUCGACAAAAUGAACCUGUGGGUCAAGAUGUUCUCCCACCAAGUGCAGAAGAACCUGGCUCCAUUCUUUGAGGCCUGGGCCUGGCCCAUCCAGAAAGAAGUGGCCACCAGCCUGGCCUAUCUGCCUGAAUGGAAGGAAAAUAUUAUGAAAUUGUACCUCCUCACACAGAUGCCCCACUGAAAUUGAAGUCAAGAAAUGAGAAAUGGAAUUGACACAUCACAGCAAUGACAACUGAAGGGAUUUGGUUGUAAGUGGAGAUCUCAACACAUUUCUAGAAGAGAGAAAGUGGUAAAGCAGGAUUAUGAAUCAAAGAGUGAAGAUACUUUUCAGACAGAAUGUAAGCUGAUCUGAACAACAUAAUCCCAAAGAGACUUGGGCACCUGAAAAAUCUAUCUACUAGAGAAUUAUACCAGUUGUAUAAUUGAACCCCAUCUUACUCUGCUCCCACCCUUGUGCACAAAACACAGGUAACUUGUUGAUACCAGUAAAAAUUUUGUUGUUUUUGUUGUUGUUUGUAUAAAGAAAUUGAAUAAACCACCCAAGGGAAAGUGAGAGUUGAUACUCAAGAAUAAAUUCCUCUUUUGUUGAAAUAAGUGGGUCCCCCUAGCCUGUCAGCCAGUUCUCUACUGAUAAUUCAGACGCCCUACUCCAGUACACAGAAGACCUAGGGAAACAGCCUUCUUCAUACAAGAGCAGAGGAAAUGCACACCAACUCCUGUAAGCUCCUAUAAGCGAUUAAGUGCAUUCUUGAGUGUGAGAAAUUCCAGACCUGGGAGUGGGGAGUGAAGAACAGGGUAGAAGCAUAUGAAAAAUAAAUAGGUAGAAUUAAGGGAUUUGAAAAAUAUUGCAAAUUCUGGAGGAAAUAAAGUUACUGUGGGAAAAACAACUUGAAAAUCUAGAGAAGUUAGAGUUGUGUUUCUAAGAUGAAAACAAGAUACUACAAAGAAAGGAAGAAUUCUGAGAAUAAGAAUAACUCUCUGAAAAUGAAAUAGGAUUUCCAAGUGUAUUCAGUAGACAAGCUGGAAAAUAAAGUUAAGGAAAUCUCCCAAAAUAUAAAGCACCCCCUCUAAAAAAAAACAAA
Lepus europaeus (European hare) is the source of this 3879-nucleotide messenger RNA. RefSeq names its product TRPM8 channel-associated factor 1. Gene Ontology annotation, biological process: positive regulation of anion channel activity. The coding region runs from base 213 to 2978 and encodes 921 amino acids. The transcript is spliced from 10 exons. The record is from RefSeq and is a predicted model, not a curated record. NCBI's taxonomy places the organism in Eukaryota, Metazoa, Chordata, Mammalia, Lagomorpha, Leporidae.